AUGAAGGGAGUGAAUUGGAAUCCGGUGGCGCUCGGCGGCUUCCACCCUUUUGGCUUAGAAUUCAAAGAGUUUGUUGCAAGAGAUGCACGGCUCAUGGCGGAGGCGGGCGUCAACGUGGUAAGGACCUACGAGCCGGUGACGGAUCCCGCUGUCUUGGACGAGCUGUGGCGCAACGGGAUUCAGAUCCUGAACACCAUCUACUCGCACGCGGGAAAGCCACUAGAGGCAGUUCGAAAAGAGGUGGAUGCCGUCAAGCAUCACCCGGCCCUUUUGAUGUGGGUGGCCGGCAACGAGUGGAAUUACAACGGCUGCUACCUGCAGAUGGAUCUGAACGCCUGUGGGCAGCGCUUGAACGAUGUUGCCCGGCUCGUGAAGAGCUAUGACCCGCACCAUCCAGUGGCCUCGGUCUACGGCGAGGCUCCGCCCAUCGACGUCAUCGAGAAGCUGGACGCCAUCGACGUUUGGGGUGUGAACUACUACGACGAGCUUAGCUUCGGAGACCUCUUCAAACGCUACGCGCAGCGGUCCACCAAGCCGUUCUUCCUCGGGGAGUACGGCGCCGAUGCGUACGAUGCGCGCUUUGCCAGUGUCAACGAGGAUGCUCAGGCGUACGCCACCCGGCUCUUGACGCAGGAGAUCAUGGAGAACAGCGCCAUCUUUCCGGGCGGCAUCUGCUCGGGGGGCUUGAUCUUUGAGCUCGCAGAUGAGUGGUGGAAAGAUGGGGCUGGGAGCCCUGCAGCGCAGGAUACGGGCGGCAUCGCUCCCGGAGGAGGCCCGUUCCCAGACAGAACCUUCAACGAGGAGUGGUGGGGUUUGGUCACGCUUCAUCGAGAACCGAGGAAGGCCUACUUCACGUAUGCCUCCCUCGCCAUUCCGAAGCCGCAGAUGGCUGAAGCCGUCCUCCGGAAAGGUGGCGAGGUGGCAGGCCUCCGCCAGAGUUGCACUCCCCAAGGCUGUACCCUGGUUCCACGGCCAUUGCAGGAGUUUUGCCCUUUGCAGGGCUGCGGACACCUCUUCAAGAAGCGGACAUCGACCAUGGCGAACGCUUCACUGGACCUGGCGGUCCGAGCUGCGGUGGAGCAGGGCCUGCUGGCGCCUCCAAAGACCAUAGAGGACAAGCCCGUGGCCUUGUUCUACGACCUCAAUCUGUGGGAGGCCAACCUCCGCGCGUUGCGAGACGCCUUCCCGGAGCACUGGCUCCACGCCCUGGCGCUGAAGACCAACCCCUUGGCCGCCAUGCUCCGCAUCGCCCGAGACCUCGGCUUCGGCGCCGAGUGCGCCUCCGUGGGGGAGGCGGUCCACGCCCUGAACCAAAGCUUCGCCAACGAGCGCGUGGUCUUCGACUCGCCCUGCAAGACGCGGCCAGAGAUCGAGUUCGCCCUGCGGAACCAGGUCCAUCUCAACAUCGACAACAUGGAGGAGCUGCAGCGCGUGAGCGAGCUGCUCAAAAGCGACGAGGAACUCCUCAAAAGUUUCCAGGACUCGAAAGGCCUCAUUGGUGUGCGCAUCAACCCUUUGGUGGGCGCAGGCACCAUUGCAGCCUUCAGUGUGUCCACGGGCAAGUCCAAGUUCGGGAUUCCGGUGCGUCCGGAUGCUCGUGCCGACUUGGUGGCCCAGCUGGUGGCCUGCGAAUGGGUCAGCUGCAUCCACGUGCACACGGGCUCAGGCGGCAUGGGCCUCUCACAGCUGGUGAGCGGCGUCCGAGUAGCGGUUGACCUCGCCAUAGACAUCAACCGAGCGGCCGGGCGCCCGGCGAUUCAGGUGCUGGACAUAGGCGGCGGGCUUUCAGUGAACUACGCCAGCGACGAGAUGUGCCCAAGCUUCCAGGAGUACUCUGAAGCGCUGCGGAAGGAGGUCCCGGAGAUCUUUCAAACGCCCUCCGCCGGCGGGUUCCGGGUGGUCACGGAGUUUGGCGCUGCCAGCCACGUGAAGUUUGGAUGGCUGGCCUCGCGCGUGGAGUAUGUCAAGAGAAGCGACCAGGGCCAGGUGGUGUUGAUCCACGCGGGCUCGGAGCUGUUUCUAAGGGCCUGCUAUCAGAAAGACAGCUUAGCGCAGCACCGCGUCCGCGUCUUCGACCGAGAAGGUCGGCCACGCUUGGGAGAGGUGGAGGUUCAAGACGUCGGGGGGCCGCUGUGCUUCGCCGGGGAUGUGGUGGCCAAGGACGUUGAGGCGCCCCGGAUCUACGGCGAGGACGUGGUGGUUCUGCUGGACAGCGGCGGCAACACCUUGAGCCUGAAGACUAUGCACUGCAGCCGCCAGCGCCCGGCCGUCUACGGCUUCCGCGUGGAGGGCACCGCUGUGCACUUCGAGCUCUUGAAAGAGGCCCAGACCAUCUCGGACACGCUGGCCAUGUGGUAG
Molecule: messenger RNA, 2358 nt
Organism: Effrenium voratum
Lineage: Eukaryota; Dinophyceae; Suessiales; Symbiodiniaceae
Source: the annotation of a GenBank genome assembly